AUGGCUACCUUGCUACACCAUAUCCAGCCUUGGAUGCAAAGAUCCAUUGCUGAGGCUGAGGAACAGAUUGAAAAGAAGGUAGCUCAGCAGAUGGAGAGGAGGAUUCAGGCGGUCCACCAGCGCCUCGAUGCUUUUGAGUUGAAAGUCCUCGCAUGCCCAGCCGUUACCAUUGAUUUGACGACUCUUCAGGUGGAUGUGCCGAGUCUGAGGGCUGAUAUUGAUGCUAUCUUAGAUAUGAGGGUACCCGAGCAUGAGGCCGCACCUGCGGAGCUUGCAGAGGAUACAGUGCUAAGUGAGCAUGCCAAGAGGCACUGGUCCAGAGAGAGUGAGGAGACUCGAUCUUGGAAGAAGGAUCGUACUGACAUGGAGGUUACGAGGAGAGCUUCGUUGCUUGAUGAGGAGUCCCGGCAGAUAAGGGCUCGUGAAUUACCUGCUGGGGCGUCUAGCUCCAGGUUUGAGGAUGUUGAGAGGAGCACAAUUGAGGGUGCAUAUAUUUCUGUUGGCACCACUGAUGGUGGCCCUACUAUUGAGGGAGCGGGUUCCGAGAAACCGGACCCAUUGGCUUGUUGA
Molecule: messenger RNA, 570 nt
Organism: Solanum pennellii
Lineage: Eukaryota; Viridiplantae; Streptophyta; Magnoliopsida; Solanales; Solanaceae
Exons: 2
Coding region: 1-570 (189 amino acids)
Source: RefSeq, a predicted model, not a curated record